AUGGGGACUUUGUUCUUUGCUCUUGAUUCCAUGCCGUCUCGCACGGAUCGACGACCUACUUGCCGAGUGCCGACCGCCAGCAACUCGAAAGGACCGCCGCCUCGCUCUUCCUUCGCCUCGACAUCUGGACUCUGCAACCCUCGACAGAGCUACUACCGCCUAGCCGCACAACGUCUAUGCCGUCCCUACGUUUGCUUCCGACUUGUCGAUGGAACUGACAGCUAA
This is a messenger RNA of Rhodotorula toruloides NP11, 225 nucleotides long. RefSeq lists its product as uncharacterized. The transcript is spliced from 2 exons. NCBI's taxonomy places the organism in Eukaryota, Fungi, Basidiomycota, Microbotryomycetes, Sporidiobolales, Sporidiobolaceae. The coding region runs from base 1 to 225 and encodes 74 amino acids. The record is from RefSeq and is a predicted model, not a curated record.